Musa acuminata subsp. malaccensis (wild Malaysian banana) is the source of this 1854-nucleotide messenger RNA. RefSeq names its product integrin-linked protein kinase 1-like. Gene Ontology annotation, biological process: protein phosphorylation. The record is from RefSeq and is a predicted model, not a curated record. Gene Ontology annotation, molecular function: protein serine/threonine kinase activity; protein binding; ATP binding. Lineage: Eukaryota; Viridiplantae; Streptophyta; Magnoliopsida; Zingiberales; Musaceae.
UUUGCGGUUAUUUAACCGCCACUUCCUUCCCUCCGAUAAAAGGCGGCCUCGCUGUCCUCUUCUCCGGAAAACUAGGGUUUGCAGCUUCCUCCACACCCCCAAAUCCGCCCCCAUUCCCUCCCUUCCCCUCCUUCUUCUCCACCUCCCUCCAAUUCCUUCCCCUCGAUCCCCCCAUCCCUCCACUCACCAAUCGUCUCCCCGGUUCUGGAUCGAAACCGGGGUGUAACUCUGAUCUCCUUCCGAAACCACCGUGGAGGAUGUGAUCUUCAACUCCCCCACUUUUCCUUUCGUGUUUGUUCUUGGUAAUUGGUGGGAGUUGGAGGCUCUGCUUUCGGGGACGAGGAGAUCGACGGAGAUGGAGGCGGCGAAGCAGCUCAAGCGCGGCAUUUCGCGGCAGCUCUCUGGGGGUUCUGUGAGGAGGAGCGGGAGGUUUAGCUUCAAGCGCAACCUCUCCUUCGACCCGCGGCUUAGCAAUGUCAGUAGGUUUAGCUUCGGGCGGCAGUCCUCGCUAGAUCCGAACCGUGGGACGAGGAGCCCCGCCAGGGAGGAGCUCACGGUGCCGGAGAACCUCGACUCCACCAUGCAGCUGCUGUUCUUGGCGUGCCAGGGGGACGCUAAGGGGGUGGAGGAGCUCAUGGAGAAUGGCGUCGACGUGAACAGCAUCGAUUUGGACGGCAGGACGGCGUUACAUAUAGCGGCGUGUGAGGGACAUAUCGGUGUCGUGAAGCUGUUGUUGAGCUGGAGAGCCAACAUCGAUGCCAGGGAUCGGUGGGGCAGCACGGCUGCUGCAGAUGCCAAGUACUACGGCAACGUUGAAGUGUACAGCAUCUUGAAAGCUCGAGGAGCCAAAGUCCCGAAAACCAGGAGGACUCCCAUGGCUGUGUCAAAUCCCCAAGAAGUUCCAGAGUAUGAGCUAAAUCCAGGGGAGCUUCAGUUCCGACGAGGUGAAGAGGUCCUAAAGGAUACUUACCAAGUCGCUAAGUGGAAUGGUACAAAGGUUUCUGUGAAAAUCCUUGACAGAGAAAGCUAUUCAGACCCAGAUAGAGUAAAUGCAUUCAAAUAUGAACUGAAUCUGUUACAAAGGGCCCGUCAUCCGAAUGUAAUUCAGUUUGUAGGAGCUGUCACCCAAAAUAUACCAAUGAUGAUUGUUUCGGAGUACCAUCCAAAAGGUGACUUAGGGAGUUACCUUCACAAGAAAGGACGUCUGCAGCCCCAUAAGGUUAUUAGAUAUGCUCUUGAAAUUGCCAGGGGAAUGAAUUAUCUCCAUCAAUGUAAACCAGACCCAAUCAUUCACUGCAAUUUAAAACCAAAAAAUAUCUUGCUCGAUUGUGGUGGACAAUUGAAGGUUGGAGGCUUUGGGUUAGUCAACCUAUCAAAAAUUUCACCUAAUAAAGCUAAAUUGGCAGAUUCCAAAGCUCAAAUUGACAACUUGAGUUUGUACAUGGCACCGGAGGUUUACAGGGAUGAAAUAUUUGACAGAAGUGUUGAUGCAUUCUCCUUUGGUCUCAUUCUUUAUGAGAUGAUUGAAGGAGCACCAGCCUUUCACCCAAAGGGCCCAGAAGAAGCUGCUAGAAUGAUUUGCUUGGAUGGGUUGAGACCCCUAAUGAAGAACAAAUCAAAAGGUUAUCCUCUAGAUGUAAAAGAAUUAAUUGAAGAAUGUUGGGAUCCUGAUCCUGUAGUGAGACCAACCUUUUCAGAAAUAAUUAUUCGGCUCGACAAAGUUUAUGCCACUUGUCUCAAGCAGGGGCGGUGGAAAGACACCUUUAAACUCCCUUGGAAAUAAAGACAGAUAUGGGGAGGUCUGUGUAUUGCAUCAGUUGUACAUGUUAAACCCAACAUGCUUCUUCAAUGUAC